UUAUGAGAGCAGCUAUAUUCUCACAGCCAAGGGUAUUAUCCCUGUCGUCGAACUUGACAAGACCGUUCUUAAAGAACAGCAUGCUUCUUGAUCCUACCGCUGACAGUCCGAAUCUUUGCAAUAUUGGAUCAAGAACGUGAUUAUGGCGUCUUUAUCAGUAAGCGACGAUAUAGUUAACGAGCGUAUGAUCAAAUAUCGCCGAAAUGGAUGAAGAGAUGAUUGAUCUCGUUUUGAUUCAAACUGGGUGCGGCACAGGCCACUAAAAAGGCGAGAUCAUGCGGAGAAAAACCCAGUAUUAUGGGAAUUCCUUGUGCGACAUGCAUUAGUGCCCGCAACCUUCUACUACAGAUUCCACUUUAAGCAGGCUGAGCAGGGAUUAUACAAGGGUAAUGCCCGUCAUGAAUCAGCUCUUACUCCGGAUCCGCGUACCGCGGACAAUCCGUGGCCUUUCGAAUUUAUAAUAGGUUUCGGACUUAUCACAUCUCUUCCGGAGUUUUUAAAACCAAUUGCCCGGGUGAGGUAGUCAAAAGCAAUUUUUGAUAUUAUUAUCGUUUUUAAAUUAAUUAUCGUACGACCAAUAAGCUGAAGAUGGUACGUAUUGCUCCUUACGCAGAACAACACAAGGAUCCUCAAGGUCCAGGUGAUGCGCGCCCGACAGCAUCCCGGAUCAUCGAAGACCAGGGUCUUGUUGCGAGCCCUUCUUGGACUGGUAGAGUUGUACUCGUCACGGGUUGCUCACCCGGAGGACUCGGACCCGAAGUAGCAAGAGCCAUUCAUCUAACUGGCGCCGACGUCUUUAUAACCGUUCGAGAUGUUGCUAAAGGCAAGCAAGUCGCCGAGGAGAUUUUGGCAGAUGGGAAGCCUGGCAAGGUCGAAGUUAUUAAGAUAGACUUGAGUUCGUUGGAAAGCAUUAAAGCCGGGGCAGAAGAAUUCCUCCGUAAGAGCGGCAAUAAGCUCAAUGUCCUAAUCAACAAUGCAGGGAUCAUGGCUUGUCCUGAAGGAAAAACUAAGGAUGGAUUCGACUUGCAACUCGGCACAAACCAUCUAGGCCAUUUCUACCUUUUCCACUUAGUGAAAGAUGCUCUUUUAGCGUCUGCAAGCCCUUCCUUCAAUUCUCGUGUUGUAUCGGUAUCUUCCGCCGGCCACCGGCCGGGCAAAAUCAAUUUCGAUGACCUCAAUUUCGAAAGGACCGAAUUCAAUACGUGGGCGGCUUAUAAUCAAUCCAAACUUGCCAACGUUCUUUUCGCGAACGAAUUAGACCGUAGGUUUCAGUCCCAGAAUUUACGGGCUGUAACCACGCACCCAGGUGGCAUUAUGACACCUCUCGCAAGGCACAUGCCUAGCACCGCGCAUAUCGUGGGGGAUCCAGCUAUUGCCAAGACUUUAAUGACCCCCGCCCAGGGUGCGGCAACCGCUGUCUGGGCUGCUGUGGCAAAGGAAUUGGAGGGUAAAGGCGGAAUUUACCUUGAUGAGGUUGCUGUAGCUGAGCUUAGCCCCCCAGAUGUUCCCUUUUAUGGGGGUGGCUAUGCUGCACAUGCUUUUGACCCCCCAACGGAAAAGAGACUCUGGGAGGAGAGCUUGAAAUUGACGGGAUUAAGUGAAUAAAACAUGACCUGUAUUCUAGCCUCAGAAGAAUACCAUUUUUUGGCUUAUUUUCAGUUGCAGCUUCAAUAAUAUUAGUCUAUCGAUGACCACAUUUACUAGGCCUAGAAGGGGUUUGAUCCCGUUCCAUUACUUGGCGCUUGA
Molecule: messenger RNA, 1746 nt
Organism: Hypoxylon trugodes
Lineage: Eukaryota; Fungi; Ascomycota; Sordariomycetes; Xylariales; Hypoxylaceae
Product: short-chain dehydrogenase
Exons: 3
Coding region: 589-1605 (338 amino acids)
Source: RefSeq, a predicted model, not a curated record